UUUACUCUUAGUCUGACUGAAGGAGUCUAACGGCAAACACAGACCAAACAGGAGGUGAACUUCAGUCAUUCAGAGUGCAUCAGGUGCUGCUUUGUGGCAGGUGUCAGUUGCCAUGACGAUGGUAAGCCGCAUCCUGAAGAGAAUGGGAAAUACCUCAAGGCUGACCGGUCCAAAGGAAGUCCUGAAAGAGACGAAGAGGACGAUCUACAGCAAACCUCCACGAAACCGGAUCGGAGCCGCGCAAAGUUUCUUCGUCAUGUCCGUGUUUGCUGUGGCCAUGUUGGCGCCUGCAGCCUGGAUCCUCCACCACCUGCCAGAGUACAGACAGAGAGCCCAGCAGAGUCCCAGGACCUGAACAUCACCAUCAUCAUCAUCAUCACAGCCAAGAAGUCACUCCUCAUCCUCCCUGUCCUCCUCUGCACAAACGUUCACUCAUUUAUACGUCAUUGUAAUCAAUAUCAGAUGAUCAGUCUGAUCAAUAAAUGUCUCAUUAAUUAGAAAAUCUAA
Messenger RNA from Melanotaenia boesemani (Boeseman's rainbowfish), 507 nucleotides. Its product is annotated as COX8 domain-containing protein. Gene Ontology annotation, biological process: mitochondrial electron transport, cytochrome c to oxygen. Gene Ontology annotation, cellular component: mitochondrion. The record is from RefSeq and is a predicted model, not a curated record. The transcript is spliced from 2 exons. NCBI's taxonomy places the organism in Eukaryota, Metazoa, Chordata, Actinopteri, Atheriniformes, Melanotaeniidae. The coding region runs from base 113 to 355 and encodes 80 amino acids.